AUGGCACCGGUCUCUUCAUUGCAAUGCGGGUCACGAACUCUGGACAGCUUGCCAACGGAAAUUCUUGUCGAGAUUCUGAGUCUCUUAGACGCGGUACAGAUUGCGUUCUGUCGUCUGGUAUGCAGAAGGUUUGACUACAUCGCUCUUCACAAUGCCAGGUUGCAGUAUCCGAUUCGGCUUGCAAUCGCGAACCAUGUCGAUGGCCACCCCGAGCACCCGUCUGGAGUAGGAAUGCGACUCAAGCACUUAUUGGCGUUACAAGAGGCUUGGAGAACUCAGGACUUUCGAGAGAAGCGACGGGUUUGCUCUUCCGAUCUCACGAACCAACCGUCUGCGUCUGCGUAUCGCAAUGGCACGGUGCUGCUCGGCGCGCUCAACCUCUCCCUCAUCCCUUCCAGUGUUCCUACACACAUAGUCGAUCUUCUAAGCCCGAUAUUUAUGAAUGAACUACAUGUACUCUAUCUACGGGGUGCAGAAGGUUCGAGCGACUUUCGCCGCGAUGUCCAUCGCUUUGACCAAGCCUUCAGUGACUUCGAUGUCGAACUCUCUGAGGACCUCUUGGUACUCUGGAACAGCUUCUCACCUCCCUCUACUGGCCUAAAUAUACGCUUCCUGUCCCUCAGCGACGGGGGCGAGCACAAGCGAGCGAAGACCCAAUACGUGGAAGUGCCGACUGAAACAUUCUUUCCGGGUGAAUACCAUCCUGAUACCGUUAUAAUCUUCGACGUGAACUCAGUUCAGCUCAAUGGGGAGCUUGCAUGUAUCUGCGCAAUGGCAGGCAAAUGGGUUCAACUGCUCAAUUGGGUGACGGGUGAUUGCUGGACGAUCUCAGGCUCCUCCUGCUGCAUUCUCUCGAAGGAAUGCGUGAUCGUCGCGAGCUGCCACACGAAUCCUCCUUAUUUCGAUGUCUACAGCAUCAUUUACUCUGUCCAGCCACCGUCGGUCGCCCACGUUCGUCGAUACAGGUUGCCCCGCACCAAAGUGGGCAUCCUCUACGACAUCGAAUGCAGGCCCUCUCCUCCCUUCAAUGCCUCAGUCCUCCCUGUAACACCGGAGUGCCCUGCGGUCCCGUUCUCGACCGCUCCAGGCUCUGUCAUGGUCGUGUUCUCUUACCGAAUGCGCAUACCAGACGUGGACGGCUCGCACAUCCAGUACGCGCUGCUGUGCUACACGGACCGCUUCCUGACCGACGUGCAAGAGUGCGUUCUGGGGACGGCGGAGCAACUGCUUGAGAACGUCGAGGUGGUAAAUUGGGAGAGCUGGGGCCCGGACUCGUCGUUCUUCCUUGGCGAGGUGCACAACGAUGACAACAUAUGGUCGUACGCACUCUACGGCUACCGGCUGAUGUUUGAGCACACCAUAUACGAUUUCAAUCCACGCAAUAUCGCCUCUGCCAUAGACAGAGAAGAGAGGGAAGAGGGGAGGGAGGGGAGGGAAGGCAUGCGCCUUUGUCGGAGCACGUCCUCUGCCCGCGAGGACUAUAAAUAUUUCGCACAGAAGAUCGAGACGCAUCGGGCGUUCCUGUCGGCACCGAUCAAGAAGUCAAGAGUGCCGGCGUCUACCUGUUGCUUCCUUGUGGACGAAGACGUGCUGGCCCUCGAGGACACGACGGACAUAACGGACAGCACCUCGAGGCAAGUCAUAAUCACCCAGCUGACGGUCGGACCAGAGUGGGAUGCUUAGCUGGGCACACGAUCGGACAUGAGUUAACCUCCCUCGGCCCUGCCUAAAGUUUAUCUCUUCACCGCAGCGUUGUUAGACUACGCCUAUGUCAGCAUCCAAUUAAUUUACUCGUCCGCGUUCCUGCCACAAGGACUACACGAGGCGGCAGACAUGUUCGCGGGACGUCAUUGUGAUGUAUGACCUUGUAUGACAGCGGGCGGUCGAGCGCGUUGUUGCCAGCGGUUCACCCUCCCGAAGCCCUGCGCCGAGCUGACAGCCAUAACGAUAGAUGAAUCGGGUCGGGUCGUGGCGAUACGUUGCCGGAUGCUCGCGGAGUCGUCAUCUAGAUAAUUUGGUUCGCCUGUUGGAGGCUUCCAUU
Rhodofomes roseus is the source of this 2041-nucleotide messenger RNA. RefSeq lists its product as uncharacterized. The record is from RefSeq and is a predicted model, not a curated record. Gene Ontology annotation, molecular function: protein binding. Bases 1 to 1683 code for a protein of 560 amino acids. The transcript is spliced from 5 exons. NCBI's taxonomy places the organism in Eukaryota, Fungi, Basidiomycota, Agaricomycetes, Polyporales, Fomitopsidaceae.